GGGGACCUUACCACCCCUCAGAGUGCUGUUUCACCUACACUACCUACAAGAUCCCGCGUCAGCGGAUUAUGGAUUACUAUGAGACCAACAGCCAGUGCUCCAAGCCCGGAAUUGUCUUCAUCACCAAAAGGGGCCAUUCCAUCUGUACCAACCCCAGUGAUGAGUGGGUCCAGGACUAUAUCAAGGACUUGGAGGAGAAUUGAGUGACCCAGAGGGGGUGGCGAAGGCACAGCUCAGAGACCUAAAGAGAAGAUGCCAAGGCCCCCCCCUCCACCCACCCCUAACUCUCAGCCCCAGUCACCCUCUUGGAGCUUCCCUGCCUUGAAUUAAAGACCACUCAUGCCCUUCCCUGGCCUCAUUCCUUUAUACUGGAUUUACUCAUUGGCCAUGCACUGAGGAGACCAGGGAGUCCAGCCUGGGUGUGGCACCCUUGGCAUCAAGCCUCGCUCUGCAGAAGUUUCGCUGGAGACUGGUACAAAAAAUAGCUUUCAAUGUGGAAAAGGGUCCUGAGGCACCUGAAGAGAGAGGAGGCUGUGGGACAGGUCCAGCCAGAGCCCAGGCCAGAGGGGCGGAAGCUGGAGUUCUGGAGCACAGACGCAGGUUGUCAGCAAACACUGAGGCCUGUUGUUUCUCCUCCUCUACCGGCUCUGAUGUGGUCAAGGUCCAGAGAGCUGAGUAGUUGGCAAGCGGACCACCAGCAGCAGACAACAUCUUCAUUCGGCUCUCCCUGAAGCUGUACUGCCCUGCUGAGAGGAUGAAGGUCUCCGAGGCUGCCCUGUCUCUCCUUGUCCUCAUCCUUAUCAUUACUUCUGCUUCUUGCAGCCAGCCAAAAGUUCCUGAGUGGGUAAACACCCCAGCCACCUGCUGCCUGAAGUAUUAUGAGAAAGUGUUGCCAAGGAGACUGCUGGUGGGAUACAGAAAGGCCCUCAACUGUCACCUGCCAGCAAUCAUCUUCGUCACCAAAAGGAACCGAGAAGUCUGCACCAACCCCAAUGACGACUGGGUCCAAGAGUACAUCAAGGAUCCCAACCUACCUUUGCUGCCCACCAGGAAUUUGUCCACAGUUAAAAUUAUUACAGCAAAGAAUGGUCAACCCCAGCUCCUCAACUCCCAGUGAUGACCAGGCUUUAGUGGAAGCCCUUGUUUACAGAAGAGAGUGGUAAACCUAUGAAAACAGGGGAAGCCUUAUUAGGCUGAAACUAGCCAGUCACAUUGAGAGAAACAGAACAAUGAUCAAAAUAAAGGAGAAGUAUUUCGAA
Pongo pygmaeus (Bornean orangutan) is the source of this 1259-nucleotide messenger RNA. RefSeq names its product C-C motif chemokine ligand 16 (gene CCL16). The record is from RefSeq and is a predicted model, not a curated record. NCBI's taxonomy places the organism in Eukaryota, Metazoa, Chordata, Mammalia, Primates, Hominidae. Gene Ontology annotation, molecular function: CCR chemokine receptor binding; chemokine activity. Bases 755 to 1117 code for a protein of 120 amino acids. Gene Ontology annotation, cellular component: extracellular region. Gene Ontology annotation, biological process: antimicrobial humoral immune response mediated by antimicrobial peptide; inflammatory response; positive regulation of cell migration. The transcript is spliced from 6 exons.